GUGUUUUUUCCUUAGAGGGCGCCGUAGUGUUCGAGUCGCAUGUUAGGAUAUCAGCUGACAUCCCGGAAGUAGCCAAAAUAAUAACUGUCGGUGCCCUUCUCUUCACAAUAUUUACUCUUUUCAGUUUUUUUUUAACAGCGUUAUUUAAGCCACUGUUAUGGAGGGUGCACUGGAGCAGCAUCUUGAUGAUACGAUGAAAAAUCCUGCCAUUGUUGGGGUUUUGUGCACAGACGCUCAAGGCCAUAAUCUAGGAUGCCGUGGCUCGCUCUCUGAUGAACAUGGAGGAAUUGUGUCUGUACUGGCCAAGCAAGCUGUUUCUCUAACCAAAGACCCCACUGACUUCCCUACUGUGUGCCUGGAGUCUGACAGUGGGAACAUUUUGGUGAGAACACAUGGAACAAUUACACUGGCCGUGCAUAAGAUGGCAUCAUGAAGUCUGUUUGUAUCUAUUUGUCAGAUAUUGAAUGUGUGCAGUGUUUUUAAACAUCAUUACUUUGAGUUUGAAAAGCUUUAACGGUCUAUUGUCAGCAACAUAGAAGCUUAAUGAUUGGCUGAGAUUACGUCUUCCAUCAUAUCAGAAACCAUCACAUGUUUGUUGUCCGUGGUUAAUCACUAAUUUCUUUUCCAAUGUUUGUACUUUCUUAUAACCAUAAACCACAGCUCAAAUGUGUUUACUUCUUUUUUUGGUCAAACAAUAUAGUUUCCGGUUAAUAAAUUGUUAUUUAAGGAAACUAA
Messenger RNA from Ctenopharyngodon idella (grass carp), 735 nucleotides. It is a transcript of the gene lamtor5, whose product is annotated as late endosomal/lysosomal adaptor, MAPK and MTOR activator 5. The transcript has 4 exons. Gene Ontology annotation, cellular component: cytoplasm; lysosome; Ragulator complex. Bases 158 to 433 code for a protein of 91 amino acids. The record is from RefSeq and is a predicted model, not a curated record. Gene Ontology annotation, molecular function: guanyl-nucleotide exchange factor activity. Gene Ontology annotation, biological process: positive regulation of TORC1 signaling; cellular response to amino acid stimulus. Lineage: Eukaryota; Metazoa; Chordata; Actinopteri; Cypriniformes; Xenocyprididae.